Nasonia vitripennis (jewel wasp) is the source of this 3452-nucleotide messenger RNA. Its product is annotated as golgin subfamily A member 2. Gene Ontology annotation, biological process: Golgi organization. The coding region runs from base 489 to 3173 and encodes 894 amino acids. NCBI's taxonomy places the organism in Eukaryota, Metazoa, Arthropoda, Insecta, Hymenoptera, Pteromalidae. The transcript is spliced from 13 exons. The record is from RefSeq and is a predicted model, not a curated record. Gene Ontology annotation, cellular component: Golgi cisterna membrane; Golgi cis cisterna; Golgi apparatus.
UUUUUAUUUAUAAACAUUGGCAGUGGUGUCACAUAGUCACAUAUUAUAUACUCCCCAAUCUGGCAACACUGUGACUGCGAUAUAUAGUCACUUUUGUGCGGGAAUAUUCAAAAGGAAAUUUAUUUAAAUCAAAUUUCAUUUUAUAAAAAAAUCUUCAUUACUUUUGACUCAAUAAUAAAAUAACAAUUGAAGCGAUUCUCUACGCGCUUAGGUUAUAAAAUAUUUGGCAACGCUUUCAUCGGAUGCGGUAUUAUGCAAUGCAACACAAACAAGUGUGACAGGUGGGAUAGCGACUCAAAUAAUCAACUGCUGAAGUGGCACUUGCAGUGGCAUGCAGAUGGAAAGACGAGACAUAACCUACACACACUGACACUGCUGUCAAAUGUUUGAUACUAUUUUUAUGAAAACAGAAUGUAAAUAAAUGUUGCUGCUUUCAAUUAACUUUUCAAAAUUUUGACUACCAUUGUUUGAAGUGAAAUACUUGAAAAAUGGACAAGGAAAAGCUGUCAGCAGCUAGAAAAAGACUUAAAGAAUUUCAACGUAAUAGGAAAGGACAAACUCAGAAAAAUGCCAAAGAAAUCACUGAUCAGCAAAAUCAAAACUAUGAGAGGAAAACGUCUUUGGAUAGUAGUUCACCUGACACUCAUCAUAAUGCAAGUAGUGAAGUGGAAACAAGAAACAUGAGCGAAUGCCCUACUUCAAGUAAUGAAGAACUUUUUCAUCAUUCACAUAUAAAUCAACAACAAGAACACCCAUCGGUAAAUGGUAUAACAGAAAAUAUGUCAUCACACAAUAACUUCAUAGUAGGUGAUAGUAGUAAUAAUGGCAACUCUAUCAUAUCUUCUGAAGCUCCAAUUGAAAUUAUAAAUCAAAACAAUAAAACCAUUAAUACAUCUAGUUCACUUCAAAAAGAACACCUUUUGCAAAUGGCAAAUGCAGUUGCUGAUGUAUUAGUCGAUGAGCAAAGCUUAGAUGAAACAGCACUCAAUAACUGUGAUUUGGAACAAAGAAAUCAAUUUCUAACUUGCUGUUUAGAAGAACAAAAAAAAAUUAUCAAUGAGCUAAAUAUGCAAAUUGGUCAGAGUAAUAGCCGAUUAUCAGAAUUAGAAGCAAUUGUCAGUACUAAAAAUGCUGAAUUUGAAAGCAGACUUAUAAGAGAAGUGAACCCUUUAAAAGAGCAAGUACAAUUGGAUGCUCAAACUAUUGGUAUUCUUGUUGGGGAAAAAGCUGAACUAACUGCUAUCAAUUCUCAAUGUCAAGCAACAAUCAAGCAAAAAACAGAGGAGGUAGUUGAAUUGACUGGUAAAUUGAAAACUUCACAUCAGCGUGUGACAGAAUUGGAAAGAGAACUGACAACCUUAAAAAAUACCAUGCAAGAAUUUGCACAGUCUUAUCAAAAUCUACAAAAAAAUUAUGAAGAACUUGAAGCAAAAUCAAACAAACUGAUGAAGGAUAAUGAAGACUUUGAACUAGAAACAUCAGAAUUACGUCAAAAACUCAAUUAUAAAAAUACUGAAGUAACAACUUUGAAUCAGGAAUUACAAGAGAAAAUAGCACUGUUAUCUUUGAGUGAGCUUAGAAUGCAACAGUUAUCAAACUCGCCACAAGAAAUGAAUUCACUAGAAACGCAGCAUCAUGCAACCAAAAUGCUUGAGCAACAGUUGUCUCAGAUGAAGGAAGCACUUGAAAAUGUAAAUGGAGAAAAAGAUGAAGUCAGCAAAAAGUAUCAAAGUUAUGUACAACAGUUGGAUGAACAACAUAAUAAACUCUUAGCAGAGCUAGAGUCAUCUAAAAAAACUAUUGCUGAUUCCGAAAUUCGGGAGCAAAGUUAUAUACAAAGAUUGUCUGAAUUAGAACAACAGCUUCAAAGAGAAAAAACCAAAUCGGUGCCUGAAAUAGAAGACCAAUCUGAAAAAAUAGAAAUGUUGACUAAAAGUAUGGAUAAUCUGGUUUUGGAGCAAGAAAAUUUCCAAUCAUUAUUGAAUGAAAAGGAUAACGAAAUAGAAUCUCUCAGAAGAGAAUUAAAAGAGCUUCAAGAUAUUAGAGAGCAAAGUGUGGAAGCAUCUAAAUUGGCCAAGGCUCUACAAGGUGAGCAGCUUGGCGCUUCUCGCGCUGUAUCACAAAAUCAGCAACUAAAGACUCAACUCGAUGAAAUGCACGAUGCUUUUAUUGCUCUCAGCAAUACAAAACUCGAUUUAACGGAACAAUUACAAGCCGAACGUACAAUUGGCAAAAAAUUGAAUGCCCAACUUAACAUCGUUGAACAACAAUUAGACGAAUUAAAAGAGGAGUUGGACAAAAAAGAGGCUGCCCUGGUUGAGUUUGAAAAAGAGAAGCUGCAUGCAGCACAAAUAGAAGAUCAAAUUCAACAUUAUCAAGCUCAAUCACACAGUGCUAAUACACUACAGGAAGAGCUUCGAAAAGCUUUGAUUACGGUUGACAAUUUGAAAAAGGAAAAUCAACUGUUGCAAUCAAAGCUUAAUCCAAUCUCGCAAAAUGUCAUUAAGCCAGAUGCAAUAGGAGCUGAUGAUACUACUGAUAGAACUGCUAUCAACUGUAAUAGUGAAGACAAGCCUCAAGACGGUACCACCACUAUUAUGGAUGGCGAUACUUCAAAAGCACUAACUGUGAUAUCCGAAAAUAAUGCUAUAGUCAAUAUUCCAGAAGCGUUUGAAAAACUUGAAAGUCGAUUUAAAGAAACAAUGGAGAAACUCGCUGAGGUUACAGAUGAAAAACAAAGACUUGAACACCUUGUUUUACAAUUGCAAGGAGAAACGGAAACAAUAGGGGAGUACGUCACUUUGUAUCAGAAACAGCGUGCAAUUCUUCAAGAGAAAGCCAAAGAGAAAGAAAAAACGUUUCAACAAUUAUUAGAGCAGCGUAAUCAACUACAGGAGCAAUUGCAUAAAUUAAAAUUACUUGUGGCUGGUUUAUUGAAAUCUAAAAAUUCCAACACAGUCGUAUCAACGGCAACUAUAGCUGAAGAGGGUAUGAUACUCUCCGAUAAUAUAGAAAACGAGAGUAAUGGCGAGGUAUUGACGCAUGAAAAAGAUCAAACUACUUCUCAGAUCCUAGAUCUUUUGACGGAAAUUAAAGACUGCAGCGAUGUAUGUAUUACGGAACCAAAUUUUCAUCCAUGCCCAUGGUGUUCUGGUAAACUAAUAACUGUCUAGCGACCAGCAAAAAUCAAGUGCUAUACUAACAUUUAUAUCAACUUUGUUAUUAAAUGUAUUAUAAGAAUCUUGUAUGAAAACGCCAGAAGUAUUGUAAUAAUUGUAUAUAGGCGCAGAAAAUUUAAACUUUUCCCGUUUUCUUGUUUUAUAAUUUACUUCAUUUUUGAGUGUAUAAUAUUGCAUUUCUGCACGAUUGAUAAAUGUAACAGCAAAUGCAUAAGAACCUUAUUAUGAAACGAAUAUUCUCGAUAUAUACAUAUAUGUAGUUGAAAACUAUAA